CUCACUUUCAGUGCGGUACUGUCGUAAAGCUGGGCAAUCGCUUUCCGGCAGCCGUGAGCACGUGUCUAUUGCUGAGAGCUUCUCGUGUUUAUAACACUGUCCGGUUGCCAUGGCGAAGAGUCUGCGCAGUAAGUGGAAGAGGAAGAUGAGGGCGGAGAAGAGGAAGAAGAACGCGCCGAAGGAGCUGGCUCGCCUGAAGGCGGCUCUGGGUCAGGAGGGGACGGGCGAGAUCAGCAUGAAGGACGUGUGUGAGACGGCCACGCUGGUCCCCGCACACGCACUCAAGCUGAGAGCGCAGGACGUGGAGAUGAGCGCAGACGACUGCGGGGAACAGAGUGAGAUGGGGAAGAUGGAGACGGACAGUAAGAGGAAUAAGGCGACGCAGCUGAAUGAACACGGGCAGUACCCGGUGUGGAUGAGCCAGAGACAGGCCAAGAAACUCAAACACCAGCGCAAGAGCAAGAAAACGGGCCAGAAGAAGAAGAAGGGUCAGGCCUGGUAGUUACACAUACACCAAGUGUGUGUGUGUGUGUGUGGUCAUGUAAUGUUUAUGGACCGUUUUAUUGUCUGUGUAAUACAGACAGGUGGUGUGAUUAUAUCAUACACUCUGCUGUUCCUGUACUGAUCAGUUAGAGUCAAGAGCAGUGUGUGUGUGUGUGUGUGUGCGCGUGUGUGUGUGUGCGUGAGUGUGUGCGCGUGUGCUUCUCUGUUCUCUGUUUUCAUGUAUUAAACCCUGACAUUCUCCCCUGUUUGGAUCUGUUUGAGUUGAUUACAGACUGGUUCCUGUUUAUAUUUUGUAAUCGUGGGCGUGGUAUAGAACAUGAUGGAAAUUUCUCCAAAUUAAAUAUUCAUAUGUUUUCAUGCUUAAUAAAACCAAAAAUCCAACAUUUCA
Clarias gariepinus (North African catfish) is the source of this 892-nucleotide messenger RNA. It is a transcript of the gene llph, whose product is annotated as LLP homolog, long-term synaptic facilitation factor. The coding region runs from base 110 to 502 and encodes 130 amino acids. Gene Ontology annotation, biological process: dendrite extension. The record is from RefSeq and is a predicted model, not a curated record. Lineage: Eukaryota; Metazoa; Chordata; Actinopteri; Siluriformes; Clariidae. The transcript has 3 exons. Gene Ontology annotation, cellular component: nucleolus. Gene Ontology annotation, molecular function: RNA binding.